AUGACCUUCCCUCCCCCACACCCUUCCGCCCAAUCCUCGAUUGCUUCUGGCACCGAUAAAUCUUCCUCGACCAGGACCGAGAUUGGUGCCUGGGGUCGGUCCUCGUCGCAGUCCGGAAUCCGUCGUGGGUUGACUCCCCUCGCGACCAACCUUUCCUCCUCCGCCGUCCCCUCCACAUCUGCCCGGGGCUUGGACGCAGGCCCUGGGGCUUCGACACCUUCUUCAUUCUCGGCUGUUCUGAGCUCCGCCAGGGCUCUUUCCGGGGGUAGCCCGAAACCUGCACCCUCUCCGUUCACUUCGCUGCAGUCGGGUUCACAGCAGCAAGCCCAGUCACUUUCCUCACCCAAGUUUCGCGCACACACCCCUUCCUCGGGUUCUCAUUUCCCCUCCGCAGCAGGCCCCAUCCCCGGUAGUGGAGGAACUGGGGGCGGUGGUGGACCCGGAUCGUCUAGAGGUGUUGCCUUUUCACCACUUUCGUCCGGCACAACCGUGAAUUCACCUACGGGCUUCGCUUCCGAUAAGCCAGGCUCAGCAGCUCACUCAAGCCAGUCAUCUCUCACGAAGAUUUCGAUUGCGCAAGUAUUCCUCCUGUUGGACUCGAUCACAGAGAAGGAAGGCAAAGAAAAGUGGGAAACAAAAGCUGCUCAAAUCCACAAGCUUGUCUCAUCCAACGGAAUGGAGGUCUACUCAAAGUAUUUCCGCCGCCUGCUUACAGGCAAUGCCCCGCAGAUCUUCCCCGGCGUGAAUAAGCCUGUUGAAAAUGCCGGCAACUACCCCCUCCUGGUCCAGGAAAUGCAGAAGGUCGCUCUAGACAUUGAACAAGCACAGAAGAUUGCUGACACGGUCGACACCUCUGAGGGAGAUAUCUUCCGCGAUUUCGACCUCUCUACCUUUUUGGAUCACUUCCGCCUCGACCCUGUUAUGAAGGUUUCGCUUGCAUUGGCCUUUAAGCUGACGAGCAAGUCUGAUCUUCGAGCCAAGGCCGAUGCCAUUCUCUCAAACUCCAUUACUCCCUUCCUUUCCAGCCUGGCGAAUCCCUCCGAACCGACCAAAGACUUCCCGAACUCUUUCCUUGGCAUGACAAUUGAACGAUUCAUCCUAUACCCCCCGCGCAAUUUCACCAAUGAGGUCAAGGCGAAGCUGGUUUACGCAAGCAAUGUCCGCUUCCAAAAGCUCGCCCUGGAUAUGCCCCUCGAGGUUUCCUCAGCCUUGCAAAUGUUCAACUUUGUCGAUCCCGAAUACACUCUCGUCCGACAGCUUCACGCUAAGGGACCUCGUGCCACCGCGAAUACCGAGGCCAUCACGGAGGUUAUCAAUGCUUCUGGGCCAGAUGCUUGGAGUGAGGAACACUUGGCCAGUGCGAUGCUCUUUAUGAUCUUGUCGCAGUACUGGCAACAAUUCUCGCUGGAGACUCUUCUGAGCGCAUAUGCGGGCAAGCAAAUCAAUUGGGCUCUGGUCCUCCGGAGCUUUGAUCGCGAAGGGUUGCGAGUUGACCCCCAGCAAUUCUCUCGGCUGUUUGAUGUGCUCUCCACCGUCGCUGCCAGUGACUCCUCUCUGGACCUUCAAAAGCUGUGGGGCGGAGACUGGGAGCAUCGUGAUGCACAGAUCUCUCUUCUGACGGCUUUCAUUGCCUCGCGCCCAGACCCAACGGUCAUUCCUAACCUGCGUGCGACAUUCCCUGAAGACUUCUUUGAGGACGCCCCGGAGUUUGUCAAGGUGCAAGGUGAACGUGCCGCCAAGUCCCCUCUUCGCUCCAUAGAUGCGAUAAAGGCGAUCUUUGAUGUCGUGCUGUUCUCGCAGUCUUCGUGGGCUGCAACAGAGAGCCAGCUUCUCAUUAAAGCCGUUGUUCAGCUCGAUCUUCCGAUUUUCCUCAUUUCGGCUCUCACGAUUAAACAGCCAUGGACCGAUGUUCAGACCAACUUUGUUCUGCGUACUUUCAUCGUGUUCCUCUCGAAGCAGGAAGAAGGGUACCAGCUGGCUCUGAAUGGAGCUUGGCGCCAGGACCGUCAAUGGGUGGCAGGGAAGCUCUUCGAUGCGUUCACGCAGGAUCCAACUUCCACUGCAAUGAUCUAUGAGCAUGCCGCCGAGCACGGAUGGCUUGACUAUCUCCUCGGAUUUACCAAUGGCUUGGCUCUGGAUCUCGCCUGCUACUCCCACCGCAAGAGCAACUUCGACCUCGAGCAAUGGGUUCGCAAUGCUUCUCAAAAGGGUCACAUGAACAUGGGCGAUCUCUUGUCUAAGUUCCUCCGUAUCAAGGCUGAGGAUGAGCUCCAUGUGCAACGAAAGGAACAGCCGGUACCGCAGAUGGUCAGCCUUGCUGUGAAGACAGUGUACACGCUUCUGUCCGUCUUGGAGGAGUACGUCGGCGAUCGUGAGAACCUCACUCCUGUUCAACGUAUCUGCAUUCAGACCUAUCCUCGACUGAUCAACUAUGGCGAGGGGUAUGACGAUAUCAUUGACGCGAAUGGUGAGAAUGGCAAUUCGCUCCCCGAGGCAAUUGAUAAGCAGAUGCAAGAUCUGUUCGGCAAGAUGUACCACGAGGAACUUUCUUUGCGUGAAAUGUUGGAGUUGAUGCGGCAGUACAAGUCAUCUCGGGAUCCUACUGAACAGGAUCUCUUUGCCUGCAUGGUGCAUGGCUUGAUUGACGAGUACCACUGCUACCACGAGUACCCUCUUGAGGCUCUGACCAAGACUGCAGUCAUGUUCGGAGGUAUCAUCAACUUUAGACUUGUGGAUGGAAUUACACUCAAGGUUGGUCUCGGCAUGAUUCUCGAGGCUGUCCGAGAGCACGAAGUGCACGACCCGAUGUACAAGUUUGGUGUGGAGGCUAUCGAACAAUUAAUCACCCGUCUCACCGAAUGGGCUGGAUUCUGUCACCUGCUCCUCCAGAUUCCGACUCUGCAAGGUACUCAAAUCUUCCAGAAAGCUGAGGACGUCCUUCAUGAACAAGGGUCACAACUCGGUGAGGGCGAGCGAUUCGAUGACUUCGGUCCUACCACCUUGCCCAAUGGCAACAACGACGAUGCCUCCGCGACAGACGGCAGUCCCAGGAAAUUCCGCUCUAUCCAGGUUGAUCCACCUCUUCGUUCGGAUAUUUAUCACGAUCCUGACGAGGACAUUCAAGACAAGAUUCUCUUUGUUUUGAACAACGUUUCAGAGCAAAACAUCGAUGAGAAGCUUCGGGAUUUGCGUGAAGUCUUGCGCAACCAGCAUCACCAAUGGUUUGCUGCGUACCUGGUUGAAGAGCGUGCGAAGUUGCAGCCCAAUUUCCAAAAGCUCUACCUCGACCUUCUGGGCCGAAUUGACGACAAGAUCCUUUGGGCUGAGGUCCUCAGAGAGACCUACGUCAGUCUCUCAAAGCUUCUGAACUCUGAAGCUACCCUCACCUCUUCCACGGAUCGUGGUCACCUCAAGAAUCUCGGCGCCUGGCUUGGCUCAUUGACAAUCGCGAAGGACAAGCCCAUCAAGCACAAGAAUGUGUACUUCAAGGGCCUGCUUUUGGAAGGCUAUGAUACCCAGCGCUUGAUGGUUACCAUCCCCUUUACCUGCAAGGUCCUUGUUCAAGCCACCAAGUCUCGGGUCUUCAGGCCUCCAAACCCAUGGUUGAUGGACAUUUUAGGUCUCUUGCUUGAACUGUACCAUUACGCGGAGCUCAAGCUCAACCUCAAGUUCGAGAUUGAGGUGUUGUGCAAGGAUCUCGACCUUGAUCACAAGACUAUCACACCAGCCAUCAUCAUUCGUGACCGUACCGCCAAUGUUGGCGAGGAAGCUCUGCCGCCGGUGGCUGCCAAUAUUCCCGAAGGGUUGGAGCCUUUCAAUGAUCUGGCCAUCGGUCCUCUGGCUCAAGGCAUCCAGAAUGAGCGUUUGUCGCCAGCUGCAAUCAUGUCAACACUGCCUAGCCUUGACAAGAUCCUUGUCCUGCCUCCCUCGGCGAGCAGCAUGGUUGAUCCCAGCAUUCUUCGCCAGAUCGUCCACACUGCGGUUGAGCGUGCCAUCGCGGAGAUCAUUACUCCAGUUGUGGAACGCUCUGUCACUAUUGCCUCCAUCUCCACUGUCCAGCUCGUCUCGAAGGACUUUGCUACCGAGCCCGACGAGGAGAAGGUGCGACAUUCUGCUGGUAUCAUGGUCCGACAACUGGCUGGAAGUCUUGCCCUUGUUACGUGCAAGGAACCGCUUAAGGUCAGCAUGACCAACUACAUCCGCAUGAUCCAACAAGAGUACUCUGAUCAGCCUAUGCCCGAAGGCUUGAUUCUUAUGUGCGUGAACGACAAUUUGGAUGCUGCUUGUGGUAUCGUGGAGAAGGCCGCCGAGGAGAAGUCCCUGCCUGAGAUUGAGAAGGUCAUCGAGCCACAGCUGGAGGCACGCCGGCGCCACCUCGCUACCCGGCCAAAUGAGCCAUUCGUGGACCCUUCGAUGAACCGCUGGGGUCUCUUCAUUCCCGAGCCUUAUCGCCAAAUGCCCGGGGGCUUGAACAAAGAACAGUUGGCGAUCUACGAGGAGUUUGCACGCCAAUCCAGAGGCUCCGUCACAGCUCAUCCCCAAAACGUUUCCACGGACUCUGGUCGUCAGAUUCCUGAUGUUCUACAGGAGGCUUUCCCUCCACCAAUCCCCAACCUGUCAACCCCCGCUGAACAGCCGGCUGUUCCUCAUCGCACUCCACAAGCGCAAAAUGCGGCCGCUCAGAUGGGUGUUCCCACGAACGGUUUCCUCGAUGCCCAAAGCCCACGGGAGCGUGUCGAGUCUAUGAUCUCUGAGCUCCAGCUUUCUGCUCGGAAUGCUCCCGAGGAGCACAUCAAAGAUCUUGGUCGGGACAGUACUGUUCUUCAGGAAUACAAUCAGGCCAUGCGCGCUAUUCUUGCUUCACCAAAUGGGGAGGAGCUGGCCCGUUUAACCUCACUGAAGAUCUGCACCACCCUCUACUCCCAGGCCUCUGGAUCUCUGGAACUUGAGAUUCUUGUUCACCUUCUCGCCAAGCUCUGCGAUAUGUCCUCCCUCAUCGCACGGUAUACCUGGGCGCUCCUGGCUGAGAUUGAUGACGAGCACAUGUUCAACGUGCCUGUCACCGUUGCUCUCAUCGAUGCCGGUCUGCUAGACAUUCGCCGGGUCGAUAUGGUCCUAACUCGUCUCAUUCUCCAGAAGAAUGUCAGCGCACUAGAGCUUCUCGAGAACCUGAUGAACCGUGUGCUGUUCAAUGACGAGCCUUCGGCUCUUCGGUCCGACUUCUCCGGAAGUUUGGAAGCCAUGAGCCAGUGGCUCGCCGAAGAUGCAAAUGUUGCUCCCGCCUUGGAGAUUGUCCGCAAGCUGCGCGAUGUCGGCAUCCCUGAAGUGGUCAACCCGCUUCUUACCGACCAGGCUCGGUCCAAGCGCGACCAGAUGGAGUACAUUUUCAGCGAAUGGAUUGGUGUCUACAAGGCCUCCGGUGCCAGUGAGCGCACUUACCUGUCCUUCCUUCAGGACAUGCACAAUCGCCAGGUCAUGAACUCCCAAGAAGAUUCGGCCCUCUUCUUCCGUCUCAGCAUCGACAUCUCGGUGGCCAUGUUUGAGCAUGAGUCGCAGAACCCCAACGGCAGCCUUGACGAAGCAUUCCUGUAUAUUGACGCUCUCGCUAAGCUAGUCGUCCUUCUGGUUAAGCAUCAAGGGGAGAGUACUGGCGCUGUCAAGGCCGAUAAGCCUUCUUACUUCCACUCUAUCUUGUCCGCUCUCGUGUUGGUCCUCAAUAACCACCAGGUUAUGCGGGGAGAGGCGUUCAAUCAGCGUGUCUUCUUCCGCUUGUUCUCCAGCAUUCUCUGCGAGUAUUCAUUGGCUGACCUGCAGCACCAUGAACAGCACCAGGGCAUGAUCUUCGCCUUGGCGAACAAGUUCCUGUCGCUUCAGCCUCGCUACGUGCCCGGCUUUGUGUACGGAUGGUUGUCCCUCGUUUCCCACCGUGUUUUCAUGUCCGACAUGCUCAACAUGCCCGAGCGCGCUGGUUGGGCUCCCUAUUGCGAGAUCAUGCAAGCUCUGCUUUCGUACAUUGGCGAGCAGCUCAAGGCUGCUGAAAUCCACUAUGUCGCCAAGGACUUGUACAAGGGUGUGCUUCGCAUUCUGCUGAUCCUCCACCACGAUUUCCCUGAAUUCGUCGCCGAGAACCACUUCCAAUUCUGCAAUGUGAUUCCUGCGCACUGCGCUCAGCUUCGCAACUUGGUUCUCAGUGCCUACCCUUCGUCCUUCCAGAAACUCCCGGAUCCGUUCCGCGAAGGACUCAAGGUUGAGCGCCUCGAGGAGAUGCGGGAGAUCCCCAAAAUCGCUGGCGACAUCGCUGCCCCUUUGCAGCAAGCUAAUAUCAAGCACGUCAUUGAUGCUGCCCUGCAAAGCGAUCAGGCUUCCGAUACCGUUGUGCAGCAGAUUUGCGAGGCUGUCGUUACUGCCGAGCCUAGAGAGACUGCUCUCUUCUACGUCCCGAUCAAUGUGGAUGUUGUUCUCGUGAACGCCCUGGUCCUCUACAUUGGCCAACAAGGUGUUGAGGAACAUGCCUCGAAGAGCAACACUCGCAGUGCUUUCGAGACCUCGGCCCAUGCCACCCUUCUGGAGAAGCUUGCCCAGGCCAUGCAGCCUGAGGCCCGUUACUACCUGCUGAGCGCUAUGGCUAAUCAGCUGCGCUAUCCCAACAGCCACACUUACUUCUUCAGCUUCACAAUCCUGCGCUUGUUCGGUGUCGACUUCUCCGAGACCGAUGAUUCUGAUAUCCGCCAGCAGAUCAUCCGUGUCCUUCUGGAGCGACUGAUCGUCCACCGUCCACACCCUUGGGGUCUUAUCAUCACCCUGCAGGAGCUUCUCCAGAACCGAAGCUACUCCUUUUUCCGCCUCCCAUUCAUCCAAGCGGCUCCCGAGAUCGGUCGACUCUUCGAUGCCCUGCUCCAACACAUCCAACAGCAAAGCCCCCGCCCCGCCGCAUAG
Messenger RNA from Penicillium subrubescens, 6936 nucleotides. RefSeq names its product CCR4-NOT core subunit CDC39. The transcript has 4 exons. Bases 1 to 6936 code for a protein of 2311 amino acids. Gene Ontology annotation, cellular component: CCR4-NOT core complex; P-body. Gene Ontology annotation, molecular function: molecular adaptor activity. The record is from RefSeq and is a predicted model, not a curated record. Gene Ontology annotation, biological process: nuclear-transcribed mRNA catabolic process, deadenylation-dependent decay. Lineage: Eukaryota; Fungi; Ascomycota; Eurotiomycetes; Eurotiales; Aspergillaceae.